Messenger RNA from Loxodonta africana (African savanna elephant), 2906 nucleotides. It is a transcript of the gene TBPL1, whose product is annotated as TATA-box binding protein like 1. Gene Ontology annotation, biological process: DNA-templated transcription initiation. Bases 160 to 720 code for a protein of 186 amino acids. The transcript has 7 exons. Gene Ontology annotation, molecular function: DNA binding; general transcription initiation factor activity. The record is from RefSeq and is a predicted model, not a curated record. NCBI's taxonomy places the organism in Eukaryota, Metazoa, Chordata, Mammalia, Proboscidea, Elephantidae.
CUGGGGAGCGCGCCCGCCUCAUCAUCAUCCUUGUCCUCCAGCUUAUCCUUCGCGUCCGACGUUACCGGCAGCAGCGCUGCCGCCGCGUCCUCUGCCGCAGCCCCCUCUUCCCACGGAUGUGAUCUUCGUGGUGGGAAGCUAAAUUUUUAAACUACCCCAAUGGAUGCAGACAGUGAUGUUGCAUUGGACAUUUUAAUUACAAAUGUAGUCUGUGUUUUUAGAACAAGAUGCCAUUUGAACUUAAGGAAGAUUGCUUUGGAGGGAGCAAAUGUAAUUUAUAAGCGUGAUGUUGGAAAAGUAUUAAUGAAACUCAGAAAACCUAGAAUUACAGCUACAAUUUGGUCCUCAGGAAAGAUUAUUUGCACUGGAGCAACAAGUGAAGAAGAAGCUAAAUUUGGUGCCAGACGUCUAGCCCGCAGUCUGCAGAAACUAGGUUUUCAGGUCAUAUUUACAGAUUUUAAAGUUGUUAACGUUUUGGCAGUGUGUAACAUGCCAUUUGAAAUCCGUUUGCCAGAAUUCACAAAGAACAAUAGACCUCAUGCCAGUUAUGAACCUGAACUUCAUCCUGCAGUGUGCUAUCGAAUAAAAUCCCUAAGAGCUACAUUACAGAUUUUUUCAACAGGAAGUAUCACAGUAACAGGGCCCAAUGUAAAGGCUGUUGCUACUGCUGUGGAACAGAUUUACCCAUUUGUGUUUGAAAGCAGGAAAGAAAUUUUAUAAUUCACCACUUAAUUGGUUAGAAUCCCUAACUGAGCACCUUUUAAAACCUGCUGCACAUUGGACUCAGAACAAAAGGAAAACUGGACCAACAGUAACUGAGGAAAUAGACUCUUUUAUUCAUUCAUGGCUGCAGUGUAAGCUCCAGUCCCUUUGGAUUUCAUUUCAAACCUUGCUGUAAUAUAAAAAGGAAGUUUACAAGACAUGACAUUGCUGCUUUUACAAAAGGACAUUCUAUUUAUUUUCGCAGUAAUUCUCAUGUCCUCAUAGCAGAGCUGUCACAGUGUGCACUACCUUAAAUUGUUUCAUUUUGUCAUUGUUUUUUUUUUUUUUUUCCCCAGUUUGAGCUAAUGUGUCUUAUUUGUGAAUAGUCUUUUACAUUUUUGUAUGCUGAACAUGGGCACCAAAGAACCUGUAAAAGUUAUCUUUUUCAAUUGAAUGUGCACAAAUAAAAGUUUGGAAACGAUCUCUCUUCAUAUCCAUUCUAGAACUUUCAUUCCCCAUUUUCUAUUUUAACAAAAAUUGUAUUCAUAUUUUUUUUUUUUAACUAUGCAAGCUUAGACUUUUGCUAAAGUGUGUUUGCUCCUUUUCGAAGUGUAUUUUGUAUAUAUAUACAUAUAUGCCACAUGUAUAUAGUAUCUCUUUAAUGCUCUGUUACCAAAUAUCAAAUAAGACUUUGUUUCUUGCAGAUUAGAAAUGCAAACAUGUAUAUAAAUUCAAGGGAACAGGAGUAGAACUUUAUAGAUAAAGCAUAAUGUUUUAUGUUGCUAAUUUAAUAUGAUAGAAAAUGUUAAAUAACAUUUGAAAGUUAAGAAAAUUGUAGUUUUUAAUAGAAAACCCUUCUACCCAGAAGAUGGAUAUGAGAAAGAAACUGAUGGGUUGUACCUCAUGUACCUUUGUUAUUCUGGAAGGACUCUACUAUAGUUAUGGGAAAGUGACUGAGGUUCUUGACUCAUUAAACUUUGGUUGGUGCUCAAGGCUAUAUUAAGAGUCUUGUCAGAAGUUGAUAACAUUGUGCUGUUUUAAUAAGAAGUGCCCACAAGCUGCCUCUGUGCCACAGUGUAAUUACAAUAUAUUUCAACGUGAACUUGAAAGCCAUUUUGCGAGAUGUCUUUCCCAUUGCUGUGUCUUAUUUAAUGGAACUAAAGAGUGACUAUUCAGUAUAGUAUAUAAAGUGGGAUCGCAACUCUUAAUGUUAUAAUAAAUAUGCAUUUGUGAAGCAGUUUCUUUCUGGCUCAUCUGUGAGCCUGGAAUGGAAUGGUAAUACAGGCCUGAGCCGCAGCUGCGCUCUGCCGUGGUAAAACCAGCGGUGAUUUUACCUGCAAAUAAGGCUGAGUGGAAAGUUGAAUUAGCUUCUCAGUAGAAACUUUAUAGAGACAGUAUUCCAACACAACCUUCCACUAAAACCUGAAUUACCAAAAUGUUUUGAAACCUUUGUAAAAAAUUAUAACAUCUUAACCUCCACAUUUAGUGCCGUGUCCUUACCUUAUUAUAAAAUCUUGAAAAUUUAGUUGAAGCAUUGCACUGAACGAUACAUAGCAUUUUACGUGCAUUUUUGUUUUCUCAAUGCCUCCCCAGCCCCUGCCUCUCAUGCCCUCAAAAGUGGGGUCAAAGGCUGGCUUUUAUCUUCUUCCUUUUAAAAGACUUGUGAUUUUUCAGACGUUUAGUGUCUUUCUCUUUUUUUCCAUUGUGUUUAUUUACUUUAAAAUACAGUAGGAUAGCUAAUCUCAUAUAAUACAGAGAAUAGAAUUAGAUGGAAAUGUUACAGACUCUGGACUGGCUGUUUUAAAAAAUUGUUAUUAUUCAUUUAGUUUUAAUUAACAGUAACAAGUGAACUCCUGCUUUGCAACAUUCACCCCCCCCGAAAAAAAAAAAAAGGAAAGAGAAAAUAAAGCAUUCUGUAUGUGAGGUGCAUAUCCAGAUGUUUUAACAUUUUCAGUAUUUGAAUGACUUGAAAUUGGGUAGUAUCUCAUCAAAAUGCUUUAUCUGAAAAGGAGGCCAACAGUCUGAGCAGGUUCAGUUUCAGGGUGGCUCAGUGAGCAUCACCUGGCAGAGUGUCACUGGGUAAGCUACUAGAUCUCACAAAAGUGGUAAGAAGUGAUUGAGUGUGAUGUCUUCUGCUGGCUUUCCGCAAGUGCUGUAAAUUUUUUUAUAAAUAAAAAAUGUGAAUAUAUGCGUACAAAUCAAAA